Coregonus sp. 'balchen' is the source of this 5331-nucleotide messenger RNA. Lineage: Eukaryota; Metazoa; Chordata; Actinopteri; Salmoniformes; Salmonidae. The record is from the annotation of a GenBank genome assembly.
AUGACUGCGAUGGUAAGAAUCAGUCUUGUUUGUUUGCUAGCUAGCUGCUAGCUCUGGUCCCUAGGUCGGUAGGACUAGCUGCCACAAGUUUUCAAAUGAGAUAAGUUUUUAGCUAGCUUUCCACGUAGCUAACAGUGUUAGCCAGCCAUGUAGUUGGCGAGAUGUAACUUACAUCUAGCACUUUCUUAGUUGACUAUGUUACAUUUGAAUAUGUAUCUUUCUUUUCGGCAGACUUGCAAGUGGAAUGGAUUAUUUAACGUUGGGGAUGACUUCGAUGAUGAGGUGCUGCAAACUGAUUGACACAUCCUACCUGAUUGCUAUGAUUUAGUCAAUGGUUUACCACCUGCUGUUUAAGAGAGAUAUGACAGAUUAUAGCCCUCUGUAUAAAUCCUCAGAUUGAUAUCACAAGUAAUGUAGAGUACUGUUGUGAAACCAUUUAGUCUCUGAACACCUCUGGCUUUUUUUUGAAUACGAGUUAUACAAUAAUGUCCUCCUUUGCUAUUGCGUGUGUGUAUGUAUGUGUUCAUUAGGAUCUACUUGAGAUAAACUGGUCCGUUCCAUCCGUGUCUGCUAGCACAGUGUCCUCUGCAGCACAGUCCUGUUUCCUCCGUUCUUCAACUGCAGCCUCAACUCCUGCUGCUCCCUAUGGCCAGAAAAACUCACACCAACCAUCCACAGAAGGCAUACCUGCCCAUAGGGGCCUGUUGAAUGGCCCAGGGUCAGAAAACACAACACCGACCACUGUAGGACAGUGUGCUGCUUUGGGUUUGAGACGGCUCUCUACAUCUAAACCACUGCCCACAUUCCCUCCUCCCCCUCUCCACCUUCCUACUCUGAGUAGGGGACCAUGUACAGUUCCCCAACAGAGCUCAGCACCAGCUCAACAGAUUCAUUCAAAAACUACAGGACAGCAAGAGGCCCCCUUGCCGCAGGAUGACUUUGAUGAUUGGGAUGUUGACUUGGCAGACCUGGAUGAAAGUGAUCCACAGAUGAGGACUUGGGCUCAGGUCCGAGAAACCGCUCCAGCUGCAGCCCCAUAUCUAACCAAGCCCAGCGAUGACUCUGUAUCCCCAGCCAAAAGACUACGGCCCUCAGCCUGUGGUGGGGCUCAAACUGGGCCCAAUGUGGGUCUGAGAGGAUUCAGUACCUCAAACCAAAUGUCUGGUCUUCCCAGUAGUAAUAUACCCCACAGGUCCUCAUUCCCUGGCCCUGGUCUAAGUGCUGCUUUCCUCCCAGCUCCACCCCAGAGCCCAGUGUUUCCUGGCCUGACCAUGGCCUCCUCCCCCUUCUCCAGCCCCUUCCCCAGGUCUGUGACACCCAGGCCAGUCAGAGGGCCUCCUUCCCAGAUACAGAGGCCCUGGGCUACUCCUCUGGCUCAGGGAUGUAGCCUGUUUGACCCCAUCUCCCCAGCCCCCUCUAGUAGGUUUGGCGGACCCAUGCCCUCCCCCAGUCUCACCCCCCGUUCCCUCCACACGCCCGUCUUCACUAACCACCUGGUCCAGCUGGUGUCCAACUCCAACAAGACCCCCCAGAGACCCCGUUCUGACCACACCCGGCCCAAUACCCGCCGCUUCCCCGGCCCUGCAGGAAUGCUGCCACAACAGGCUUUUCUGGCCUCUGUCCCUACCUGCCUCUAUCUGUUUGCUAUUUGUAGUCUAACUAAUCUCAGCAGUCAGCAAUGUGCUUGGUUGUGAUACUAAGCUACUGCGGGGUUCCAUUCUCUCUCCUUAAAGCAGCUCCACGGGCAGAGCCUGGAUGACAUUGUGGUGGCCAUUCCUCAGACACCUGCACAUGGGGCCGUGGCUCGACUGCCCAGUCAGGUACUAUUACAUUUUAGUCAUUUAGCAGACGCUCUUAUCCAGAGCCACUUACAGUUAGUGAGUGCAUACAUUUUUCAUACUGACCCCCCAUGAGAAACGAACCCACAACCCUGGCGUUGCAAGCGCCAUGCUCAGAGCCUUACAGUUAGUCACACUGAUGUGUAGCCUAUACAUUUACAGAAUGUAUUAUGUGUCAUGAUAUUAAUUAACCUUUUUAUCCAUUAUGUCAUGUUGCUUUAUGAACAUGUGUUGUAAUGUGUCUGAGUUUGUGUGUAAAAAAUAACUUGUGUCCAGGUUCCCAGCUCUCAGACUGAGGAAGAGGAUUUCAGUGGAGGUCCGUGGGCAGCGAUGAAGGCGGAGAUGGGAUUGGACGAAAGGAACACCUCCUGUUUUCUGCACUCUUACAGCGUGGCCAUGGUACUCCGCAAGGUGACCAGCACAUUUAGCGUUAUCCACUUUACACAGCCUAUGGUAGAGUAAAUGGCAUGAAAGGUGACUGAAAGGCUAACGGUGUUCAGGCUGUGCGUGGCCAUGUACCCUUCAGCAAUAUGCAUAAUUUAACAUUGCAUAUUUAAUGUUAGAAGCUUUACAUGCCAUAAUCAUCUGUGAAAAAAAUUACACUUGCGAAACACAUUUGCAUAAUUUGACUUCAUGAGCAUGUUUUUUUUGCACCCAGGACAGUCUCCCUGAUUGAAUUUUCUGGGGUGUUUUUUUCUAUGUUAAUGGCCCUUGUCUCUGUGGUGGCGGUCUAUCAGGAUAAUCAGGACAAAUGACUGGGGUGUUAGUAGUUAUUAUCCCAAACAUCAUCACGCAUUAAUCAUCCUAAUGGUUAUUCUGUUGUUUUUCCACCGUCUUAAUGUGCCGCCGCUAAUGGCAACUCUGCAUAAGUAAUUUAACUGUUUAAUUAAUGAAAGUUGAUGAUUAGCAGUUUGAACUUGUUUUGUAGUGCUCUAAUAUGAAGGUCUGUGCCCCGUCACCUCUCUCUCUCCACCUGUCUCGAUCUCCUUCCCUCUCCAUCUCUUCGUCUCCCUCCCCCUCAGGCGGCCCUGAAACAGCUGGCGAAGAACAAGGUCCCCAACAUGGCUGUGGUACUAAAGAGCAUCCUCCACACACACGCUGAUGCCAAGGCUGUGUUCGGGGAUCCCACAGGUAAGGCCUACUGGGGGUACGGUUGUGUUUGUAGGUAGAACUAGUCACACAGCCAUUGUAGUGAGUGUGUAUGUGGCUGGCGGUUUGUGUGUGUGUGUACACCACUGAGAAUUCACCUGAAUUAGCUUCCUACAGCAGGGGGUGAAAGUUCAGCCAGUGUGCUAUGCCUGAUUACACACACCUCGAUUCAGUAGAAGACAUCUGGUUUGUUCCCUUGUCCCUAGGGCCCUCUUUCUUCCAUUUUUCUGUCUAUUUUUCGCUCUCAUUUUCUUGCAGUUCCUCUAUUUCUCCCUGAGUAUUGCUUGAACCUAGUAGGUCAUCAUGGCCUCAGGAGAGCCAGUGUGAGGACUCCUGAGCAGUUCUAUUAAAGUAGAUACUUAACCUUAGUGUUAAGUGCUUAUUAGUGAUUCUAUCAUCAUGGAUCAGCAUCAAAUGAACGGGUAUUAGCCACAUGCUGAUCACCACAGAUUAUUCCGUCUCAAACAUCUGUGCAUUUCCCUCCUGAAGUGUGGCCCAUGGUGCUACCUGUCAACUGAUUACUACACUAUCUGUAUUGUCAUUAGUAGGAAUGUUGUGAUCAGUGUGCUCCAUGUGGUAUCAAUCAAUCAAUCAUAUUUAUUUUAUAAAGCCAUUUUUACAUCUGCAGUUGUCAGAGUGCUAUACAGAUACCAAGCCUAAAACCCCAAAGAACAAGCAAUGCAGAUGCAGAAGCACAGUGGCUAGGUAUGUUGUUUUGCUCUGACUGCACCAGUAGAGCACUGUAGUAAUACUGUGUCUGACUGACUGUAGGAGAGAUGCAGGGCACAGUGCACCGGCGCCUCCUAGAGGACAGACUAGGGGAGCUCAAGACGGGGGCUGUACUGCUGCUCAAACAGGUAGGAUUCAGUUCCACAGGCCACACACACCACUAUUUACUAGUGUUUCAUUGCAAACCAUUUGUCUGAUUUUUCAAAAUGAUUGAGCCAGUCACAAUAAAACCACAAAAACAAAUUCCAGUUGUGUGUGUAAAUGUGAUCAGUUUUUCACCAUGUUAGCUGUAGACCCAUAAUUCGUUUUCUUUUCAUGAAGGUGGGUGUGUUCUCUCCGUCCCAUCGUAACCACUACCUGAACGUGACGCCCAACAACCUCCUGAGGAUCUACCCCCCCCGACGGCUCCACCCUGUCCUCCACACAGACCCAGCUGCUCCCACCUGACCUGGUGAGAGACCACUACCAAGGCCUGGAGGAUAUCUUGUUGUUAUCCUAGGCUGCUGGGAGUUUGAUGUAACAAUGACAAAUCAUUAAUGAGAGAAACUUGGUGUCUUGACAGAUGUUUUGUAUAUGUUCGUCUAACUCUACUGUUGAAUGUAGGAGCCUCUGUUGGCAUCACCUGAUCAGUCCUCCAGUGUUCCAGGAGCCCUUGUGUCUCAGAUGGAGUUGUUCUAUGAUGAUGAUGAUGAAGAGGAGGUGAUUGGGGCCCCAAAGGACUCAGCAGACUCUGGAGCUGACUCCACUAGUGAUCCCCAGGGCCCCCCUGCUGCUGCACCACAGGAUCCGUCCUGGGACGCAGGUGUGACUUGGAUAUGCAUAGGAGUGUAUGUUCUUGGUAAACCAAUCAGCAGCUCCACCCUGUGUGUUUGAUUGAAUUUGUCUGUCUGUGUUGUGCAGAUGGCCUUGAUGAGCUUCUUGGGGAGUUGCCUGUUGAGUCCUACUGCCUCUGACACCUGCCCACCUACCCCAUACGGAUAAGGUACAUUUAUAUAGGGGAGAUGCUGGACAACUACACCGUCACUUACAUGUGAAUUUGAGUUUGGCGCAUUCUGACUGCACGUUGGAUGCCUUUCUACCCGAUUCUCCCAGAGAAUUUUGUUGCCUAAUGUGCUAUCAUUUUGUGUUUGUGCUGUGACCAUUAAUCGCACCGGUAUAAAUGACAUGUCAGCCAUGUGGGGUAAAACUUGGAGGUGCUGGUAACUGGGACUGUCGCUCCCACGUCUCCCCAAUUUGAGUGAAGCUUCACUACCCCUACUGCUGCGGACACAUCCCAUGGACACAGUCAUCCCCCUGUUUGAAGACCUGCUGGCUGAUGUUUCGUCUUUAUUUUUUUUCUUCAUUGAUUUUACUUCACAGUGCAGACUCCUCUAAAUCAUAGCUAACUACUAUGUGCACUAAUGUCUUGUAAAAUAUGUAUAUAUUAAAGAAGACUUCUGUUCAAUAAUACACGUUACACAACUGAAAAUGGUCUCCAUUGAUUUUAUUGUCUCUAAUUUGCUCUAUUUGGAGUGAUUGUAAAUUAGAAUGCAUGAGAAUGCACUUAAUAAUAGGAACAGUAUAUGGAAAAUCAAGAAUUACAAUGAAAUGUCCAUUAAACUCUGGCUUGCUUGAU